AUGCGGCCCUUGAAAGAACCCUGGCAGAUCGCCGACGCCGCCGCGGCCUGGCGGAACGCGGAAACGGCGGCAGCAGCAGCAGCAGGGCAAGGAGCCGGUCGCCUCGGGCUGGGCCAAGCGAGGAUGGGACAGACCUGGCACAGCAGCGCCGGGCUCUCGAACGGCGGGGGAGGGAGUUCGAGCAGCAGCAGCAGCGCGAACACCUACUGCCAGGAACAUGACCUGCAGCGGCGGAUCCACAGGCAGGAACAGCAGCUCGCCGCACAGGAGCGGGACAUCUGGAGUUGGCGGCGCGUGCCCAAGCUCAACGGGUUGUCGGCGCUACUGGCGCCGGUUGUGGCAGAGCUCCUCGCGCAUAUGUUGGCUCCUUUUGGCGUCACCUGUGGCAAGCGCCGAGCCAAGGGGAAGAGCAAGGGCGAGGGCGAGGUGUGUAUCAAAGGGCUGGGUGUUCACGAGGGCUGGACGCUGGCGGAGUUCGUGCGGGAAAUCCAACGUUUUCAAGAGGGCUCCGACUACGGGUAUCAGGCGCGGCGAGGAACUGUGACCUGGGACCUACUCUUCCGCAAGAAGUCCCUUCGAAAGCUCCUCGCAGAUCUUGAAGAGGCUGGGCUGGAAGAAGAGGAUGUCCUCGUUCGUGAUUUGCUUGAUGGCGGAGAGACGGUAUACUACCGACUGUAUGAUGAAUAG
This is a messenger RNA of Diaporthe citri, 687 nucleotides long. RefSeq lists its product as uncharacterized. NCBI's taxonomy places the organism in Eukaryota, Fungi, Ascomycota, Sordariomycetes, Diaporthales, Diaporthaceae. Bases 1 to 687 code for a protein of 228 amino acids. The record is from RefSeq and is a predicted model, not a curated record. The transcript has 4 exons.